UUUUUUGAAACCUCCAGAACAUAAACAUAAACAUAAACCCACAAGGUUUAUGUUUCGGACUUCCACCGUGCCGCCGACUCGCCGCCAACAGGGCUUUAAGACGCGCAAGGUUUCUGCGGAUCCCAACUUGGAAGCGCGCUCAUCUUCAGAGUAGCGUAGGCGAAUUCGCUUAAUCGGAGAAGUCCUGUGACGAUUGUUAGCCUUCCAAACAAUAGCGUAAGAAUCCUCGUGGCCUUCUCUGACGAUUUUGCACUGACCCAUGUGCAAGAGCGUGGGAAAUUCAAGGUUUACUUGAUUUGAUUUCCCAUUCCCUUGGAAAUUCAUCUCUCUCUCUCUCUGAAUUUAUUUCUUUGUUUAUAUAUACGAAGUUAUGGUUGGUUCUGAUUCUGAUUCUGAUUCCGAUUCUGAGACCCGGAAAAUCCGAAACAUAUGCAUACUAGCACACGUUGAUCACGGCAAGACCACGCUUGCCGACCACUUGAUCGCUGCCUCGGGUGGGGGCGUGCUCCACCCGAAGCUGGCGGGGCGCCUUCGUUUCAUGGACUAUUUGGACGAGGAACAAAGGCGUGCCAUCACGAUGAAGAGCUCCUCCAUUGCUCUUCACUACAAGGGUCACUCCGUUAACCUCAUAGACUCCCCUGGCCACAUGGACUUCUGUAGUGAAGUCUCCACCGCCGCUAGGCUAAGCGAUGGUGCGUUGAUAUUGGUUGAUGCCGUGGAGGGCGUCCAUAUCCAGACUCAUGCCGUUUUGAGGCAAUGCUGGAUAGAGAAGCUGUCACCGUGUUUGGUGCUCAAUAAGAUUGAUAGGUUGAUUUAUGAGUUGAAGUUGAGUCCAAUGGAGGCGUAUACCCGGUUGUUGAGGAUUGUUCAUGAGGUUAAUGGGAUUGUCAGCGGGUAUAAGUCGGAGAAGUAUUUGUCCGAUGUUGAUUCAGUGCUUGCGGGGCCGGUGGGGGAGAUGGGUGAUGAUGAGAGUUUUGAGUUUGUGGAGGAUGAUGAGGAGGAUACAUUUCAACCCCAAAAGGGGAAUGUAGCUUUUGUGUGUGCAUUAGAUGGGUGGGGUUUUGGAAUUCAUGAAUUUGCUGAGUUCUAUGCUUCGAAGCUUGGGGCGAGUGCUGCUGCAUUGCAGAAGGCUUUGUGGGGUCCCCGGUAUUUCAAUCCAAAGACGAAGAUGAUUGUGGGGAAGAAGGGAAUUGGUGGAGGCAAUAAGGCUCGGCCCAUGUUUGUUCAGUUUGUGCUUGAGCCGCUUUGGCAGGUUUACCAAGCGGCUUUGGAUGCCGACGGGAAUAAAGGGAUGAUUGAGAAAGUGAUUAAGUCAUUUAAUUUGUCUGUUCCAGUUCGUGAGCUUCAGAACAAGGACCAGAAAGUUGUGCUUCAAGCUGUUAUGAGCCGUUGGCUUCCUCUGUCGGAUGCUAUAUUAUCAAUGGUGGUUAAGUGUAUGCCGGACCCUAUUGCAGCACAAUCAUUUCGUGUAUCACGUUUGCUGCCGAAGAGAGAGGUCCUGGAUAAUAUGGUUGAUUCUAAUGUGCUUGCAGAGGCAGAACUGGUUAGAAAAUCUGUCGAGGCUUGUGAUUCGAGGAUUGAAGCUCCUUGUGUUGCUUUUGUUUCCAAGAUGUUUGCUGUGCCGGUAAAAAUGCUUCCACAAAGGGGUUUACAUGGAGAGGUUAUAAACAGUCCAACUGAAGAAAGUGGAGAGGGUGAGUCGGAUGAGUGUUUCCUUGCAUUUGCUAGGAUCUUUAGCGGGGUUCUUUAUUCAAGGCAGAGGGUUUUUGUGCUCUCAGCUUUAUAUGAUCCACUAAAAGGGGACUCAAUGCAGAAGCAUGUGCAGGAGGCUGAGUUGCAAUCCAUGUAUUUAAUGAUGGGCCAAGGCUUAAAACCAGUGGCUUCUGCAAAGGCAGGGAAUGUUGUGGCAAUUGGAGGCCUUGGUCACCACAUACUGAAAAGUGCAACUCUGUCAUCAACAAGGAACUGCUGGCCUUUCUCAAGUAUGAUAUUCCAGGUUUCCCCAACUCUUAGAGUUGCUAUUGAGCCAUCUGAUCCAGCGGACAUGGGUGCACUUUUGAGAGGUUUAAAGCUUCUGAAUCGGGCAGACCCAUUUGUGGAGGUCACUGUUUCUGCAAGGGGUGAACAUGUCCUGGCUGCUGCAGGAGAAGUUCAUCUAGAAAGAUGCAUAAAGGAUUUGAAGGACCGGUUUGCGAAAGUAAGGUUGGAAGUCUCUUCCCCUCUUGUGUCCUAUAAAGAGACCAUUGAGGGAGAGGUUUCCCAUAUGCUGGAGAAUUUAAAAUCAAUUAAUGCAGGUUCAGAUUAUGUUGAGAAGACAACACCAAAUGGAAGAUGCGUAGUCCGGGUGCAAGUCAUGAAGCUUCCUCCUACUCUAACAAAGGUGCUUGAUGAAAAUUCUGAUUUACUUGGAGAUAUUAUUGGAGCUAAGUCUGGGCAAACCAAUAAAAGUUUUGAAACCCGGAGAUCAAACAUUGUGGAAGAUGAGAAUCCAAUUGAAGUAUUUAAGAAACGCAUAAUGGAUGCUGUGGAGAAAGAUAUUUUGUCAAUGACUGAGAUUGACAAUGAACGGGCUGACAAAUGUAGAGUAAAGUGGCAAAAGCUUCUUAAGAGGAUUUGGGCACUCGGGCCUAGGCAUAUUGGUCCUAAUAUCCUCUUUAUCCCGGAUUUCAAAAGAAGGGGUGCCGACUCCUCUAUUCUUAUACGUGGUUCUCCUUUUGUAUCUGAGAGAUUGGGCAUUGUGGACGAGUCUAUUGAUGGUGACACAGCUGCUGAGACAUCUUCAGAAGUAACUCAAGCGUUAUCCAUGGAAGCAGAGCGACUUGAGAGUAGUGUUGUAUCAGGGUUUCAACUUGCUACAGCAUCUGGACCGUUAUGUGAUGAAUCUAUGUGGGGUUUGGCAUUCGUUGUUGAGGCUUACAUUUCUCCAUUUAUGGGGCAGGCUGAUGAGUCGGAAUCUCACCAACAACCGGAGCAGUAUGGCAUCUUCACAGGACAGGUUAUUACAGCUGUCAAAGAUGCUUGUAGGGUGGCUGUGCUUCAGAAGAAGCCGAGACUUGUGGAAGCCAUGUACUUCUGUGAGUUGAACACCGCUCCUGAAUAUUUGGGUCCCAUGUAUGCAGUGCUUGGUCGAAGGCGGGCCCGAGUGAGCAAGGAAGUAAUGCAGGAAGGUUCCCCGUUGUUCACUGUGCAUGCUUAUGUGCCAAUUUCUGAAAGCUUUGGUUUCGCCGAUGAACUUAGAAGAUGGACUUCUGGAGCUGCUAGUGCUCUUCUUGUGCUUAGCCAUUGGGAAGCUCUUCCUGAGGAUCCUUUCUUUGUACCCAAAACAGAGGAGGAAAUUGAAGAGUUCGGAGAUGGGUCUAGUGUGCCUCCAAAUAUAGCCAGGAAGCUCAUUGAUGCUGUAAGACGACGGAAAGGCCUUCCUGUGGAGGAAAAAGUAGUCCAGCAUGCAACAAAGCAGAGGACCUUGGCUCGUAAAGUGUAGAGGAUGUUGAUUUUGUUGUAUCAUUAGCUCAUAUAAAAACUGUAAGGCAAUACAUCUCAUCAUUGAUUAUGAAAAUAAGUUUAAACUCUCUUUUGUCAUUAGCUAUUAA
This is a messenger RNA of Alnus glutinosa, 3590 nucleotides long. RefSeq lists its product as uncharacterized. Gene Ontology annotation, cellular component: ribonucleoprotein complex; cytosol. Gene Ontology annotation, molecular function: ribosome binding; GTP binding; GTPase activity. The record is from RefSeq and is a predicted model, not a curated record. The transcript has a single exon. Bases 371 to 3481 code for a protein of 1036 amino acids. Lineage: Eukaryota; Viridiplantae; Streptophyta; Magnoliopsida; Fagales; Betulaceae. Gene Ontology annotation, biological process: cytosolic ribosome assembly.